Entamoeba invadens IP1 is the source of this 1353-nucleotide messenger RNA. RefSeq names its product ATP-dependent RNA helicase dbp5, putative. The record is from RefSeq and is a predicted model, not a curated record. NCBI's taxonomy places the organism in Eukaryota, Evosea, Mastigamoebida, Endamoebidae. Gene Ontology annotation, molecular function: RNA helicase activity; nucleic acid binding; ATP binding. The transcript has 3 exons. The coding region runs from base 1 to 1353 and encodes 450 amino acids.
AUGAGUAUAGCCCCAGCGGACAGUGUGAUUCGAGAUGAGGAGAUAAUAGUAUAUGGAGGUGAAACGAAGAUAACGAGUUUCUUUGAUUAUCCAUUUAAAGAUGAAUUAUUAGAUGGCAUUGCAUCGAUGCACUAUGAGAAACCGUCGAAGAUCCAAGAAUUUGCGAUACCGAUUUUAUUAAAAGGAAAAGACUUAGUGAUGCAAUCGCAGUCGGGGAGUGGGAAGACUAUGGCAUUUCUCUUAAGUGCACUUCAAAAGAUUGAUUAUACAACUCCACAGUGUCAAGUAGUGAUUAUAUUGAAUACACGAGAGCUGACUCGUCAAACUGCAGAUGUCUUUGAUUUAUUAACAGAACAAAUUGAAACAGCCACUCGACUGAUAUGUCUUCCGGGAUAUGAGAUCCAAGACACGUGCGCACAGUUUUACAUAGGCACUGCGUUGUCGGUUCAAAAAGCGAUGAUGCAGGGAAUGGAGGAACAAAAGUUCAAUCCAAAUGAUGUCAAAUUUUUCAUUGUCGACGAAGCCGACGCGAUAUUGGACGACACUCCUAUGGACGCAACUACUAUGACCCCCUAUACAUGUCUGAAGAACAUUAAACAAAUUCUUCCAACGACAGUGCAAACGAUAUUGGUCUCUGCUACACACCCACAGAACAUGGCGCGCCUCGAGAAGUACUUUGUGAAGAGUGACCACGCGACUAUUCUUAUUAAUCAAGAUGAAGUUCCUAAAAGCAUUCGACAGCUCUUUGUGGUUUCGCCGUUGAAUCAAAGAGCCCAAAAUCUGUUGGAAGUCGUCAAAGUCCUGUCGAGAGUCAAUCCAUCACAAAACUCAGUUGAUGUCCUCGAAAUGGGAGUCGGCCAAGCUAUCAUCUUUGUUAAUAGAAAAGAAGAAGCGGUGAUGCUCUGCCAAUUUCUUAAUACUAAUGGAAUCCCUUCGGGUAUUUUGAUGAGCGGUGACAACACUAUGAGAGAUGAUAUGAUCGACGCAUUCAGAGGAUUCAAAAUAAGGUACUUAAUCACUACCGAUGUUAUCGCAAGAGGUAUCGAUAUCUUAACAGUCAACUUCGUAGUCAAUUUCUCAAUACCCGUUUCUUACCCAACUAAGUGCUUCGACGUCACUACAUACAUCCACAGAGUAGGAAGAACAGGUAGAAUAGGGAUGAAAGGGAUCGCUUUGAGCUUUUUAGACCCAAGCCAGAAAAAGGAAUUUGUGGACAAAACCAGACAAAACAUGUUCGAGGUUGAUGAGUUCUCGAUGAGCCUUGUCGACCAAAUUCCUAAGUUCCUCCUUGCAAACGAACAACACAACAAAGAGAUCAGAGAUAAAUACGGCGAAGAGAACUUAACUUUUUAA